Molecule: messenger RNA, 1305 nt
Organism: Heterobasidion irregulare TC 32-1
Lineage: Eukaryota; Fungi; Basidiomycota; Agaricomycetes; Russulales; Bondarzewiaceae
Exons: 8
Coding region: 22-1206 (394 amino acids)
Biological process (GO): nucleotide-excision repair; proteasome-mediated ubiquitin-dependent protein catabolic process
Cellular component (GO): nucleoplasm; cytosol
Molecular function (GO): damaged DNA binding; proteasome binding; ubiquitin binding
Source: RefSeq, a predicted model, not a curated record
UAUUCAUCGAUACUUCCAAACAUGAAGCUCACGGUGAAGACGCUUCAACAGAAGGUGUUCCAGAUCGAUGCUGAGGGCUCGGAGACUGUCGGCGACUUGAAGAGGAAGAUUAACGAGCUACAAGGCCAUCCCAUUGAGCAUCAGAAGAUCAUCUACUCAGGAAAGGUACUCGGGGACGAGAAGACCGUAGAAUCAUGUCAGAUAAAGGAGAAAGAUUUCUUGGUGUUGAUGGUGUCCAAGCCCAAGCCCACACCUGCCGCUUCGACGAGCAUCGCGAGCACUUCGACACCCGCACCCGCCGCUGUUGCGCUACCUGCUGCUGAGUCUGCUCCAGCUGCUGCACCUGCACCUGCGCCUGCGCCUGCGCCCGCCGCGCCUGCUGCAGAGCCAGCCCCCGCGGCUCCCGCCGCACCCGCCGCAGCCCCGCCCGCAUUUGGCGACAUGAGCUCUUUUUUGACCGGAGAAGCUUUGCAAUCCACUAUCCAGAACAUGGUCGAGAUGGGAUUCCCAAGAGACCAGGUUCUGCGCGCGCUGAGGGCCAGCUACAACAACCCAGAUCGGGCAGUCGAUUACUUGAUGAACGGUAUCCCAGCUCAUUUGGAGGCUGAGGCUGCCGGCCCACAGCCACAGGUGCCCGUUGGUGGAUCAACAGCCCAAGUUGGAAACCCUGCCCUUGCAGCUCCCCUUCCCGCUGCACCACAACCUGCUGCCGCAUCUGCCGGCCCCCAGAAUCUUUUCCAGCUGGCUCAGCAGCAGCAGCAGCAACAGCAGCAUGUACCUGCUAUGGGUGGUGGGCUAGGCGGUGCUGGUAUCGGUGCCGGUGGCGGGGGAGGCCUCGACCUGUCUGCACUACGGGACAACCCUCAGAUCGCACAAUUACGGGAGAUGGUGGCCCAGAACCCAGCUAUGAUUCAGCCUCUAAUCCAGCAGCUCGCCACCGCAAACCCACAAAUGGCACAGUUGAUCGCGCAGAACCCUGAGGCGCUGUUCCAGCUACUAGGAGGUGGUGAAGACUUUGACGAGGAGGGACCACUGCCGCCGGGUACACAGGUUGUGAAUAUCACGGUGGAAGAGCGUGCGGCAAUUGAGAGGCUGGAGGCCUUGGGAUUCUCGCGAGACGCCGUGAUCGAGGCGUACUUUGCGUGCGACAAAAAUGAGGAGCUGGCUGCGAAUUACCUGUUUGAGGGCGGAUUCGAGGAUCACUGAAGGGAUGGCGAAGUACUGUAUCAUACGAUCUCUGCGCACUGUGUUUUUUUUUGUGAUAUGUUUGUGGUCAGCGCAGCAAUGGACUGUGUGCACUGGAGG